AUGCCUGCGAAAAGAAAGUACGCCAAGAGGAUAUCAACUAGCCAAAGGGCUACUGCUAAGGACUCUCAGACUCAGGAAGUUCACACCGAGGCUCAGGGGCUAGCAUCGGAUGCAGUGGCCCCCACCGCACCCCAGCUACAGAAAGGCCUACCGAGCGUAGGUGCUAGUGGAGGGUCGAACAGCUGCAAGACCAAGGAAUUUCUGAAUAUGAAGCCUCCAGUAUUCACAGAGUCUAUUAGGGCGGAGGAUUCUCAAAAUUUCAUGGAUGGGCUUCAGAAAGUCUUUCAUGUUAUGCAUGCUACUGAGACAGAGGCAUGGGAACCGUUCCGUGGGGAAGAUGCGUCUCCAGUAACUUGGGACGAGUUUGUAGAUGCCUUCAUUGAUCACUUUCAGCCACUUGAGGUCAGAGAGGAAAAGGCCUAUGAAUUUGAGAGGCUCAGGCAGAAUGAUAUGAGCGUGAAUGACUAUUACCUCAAGUUUGUUUCUUUGGCCAAGUAUGCUCCUCAUAUUAUCCCUGAUAGGAGGGCCAGAGUUAGGCAAUUUGUGUUGGGCCUUAUACCAGACUUGCAUGGUGAUGUAAAUGUUGUUGCUCAGAAUAGAGAAAUGACUAUAACCAAGAUGGGCCAUUUUCAGAGGGACUAUCCAUCAGCGAGACAAGGUAUCAGAGGUAAUGUGGCUUGGUCCACAAAUUCAGCAGCUCCUAAAAAUUCUCAGGCCCAAUCAGGGCAGGGUGCUGCUAAGUCUGGCAAUGUAAGUGGAGUUCAAAAUCACUUGUAUGCUUUAGCAGGUCGUCAGGAUACAGAGGCACGUACAGAUGUUUUCAUAGGUGCAUUGACAGUUUUCACUUUCUACGUUUAUGCCUUAUUGACCCAGGAUCCAACUUAUCUUAUGUAA
Molecule: messenger RNA, 894 nt
Organism: Lycium barbarum (goji berry)
Lineage: Eukaryota; Viridiplantae; Streptophyta; Magnoliopsida; Solanales; Solanaceae
Exons: 4
Coding region: 1-894 (297 amino acids)
Source: RefSeq, a predicted model, not a curated record